GCCAAAAAACUCCACUAUUCGCAGUUGCUCGACGUAAGGUUUAGUCCCGGGGUAUUUUUUAGGAUUCGGUUUUUUUAUAUCUCGAAUUUAGUUGGAGCCGUUGCUGCCAUGACAAAGAUACCCAACGGAAUAAACAAUCAAGUUUAAAACAGCUUUCUCAUCUCGGCAAGUGCUGAAGCCCGGUCGAUGGCGUAUGAAAGAUUGCCAGCUCUGAUUGCUGAAUUGUCCUACAGUAAAAGCGAUGGGGACAGACAUAGAACGCGAGCAAGGGUGCAGGAGCGCUUUGAUGUAUGCAAUGCUAGGCUCGAUCAACUCGUAAAGGAAAAUCGAGAAAUUAUAUCAAAAGUUGUGGAAACUAGCAGUAAAACAAUUCAGUUGGUGGCAGUCGCUAAGUUCAAAUGCCGCUCACUGAAAGAACGAAUAUUGGCUUGCAAAGAGAAGCUUCAAUGUAAGCAAGAUGAUCUGCGGAAACUUUGGCUAGAAUCUCUUCAGCACCAGUGUGCUCACAAAAUGCUAGAACAAAUUGACAAUCUAAGAAAUGUUCUGAGAGACAUAAAUAACGACUUGCAUGAUAAAAAGUUCUUGCAGGCCACGGAUGUUCUCGCAUCUUCAUUAAAGCUUAUGGAAAGCGAAGACUUUCGUAAUACCGAUGGUCUUAAAGAUAUAAAGUCAGAGUUGUAUCGCCUCCAAGAAAAAAUGUAUUCCGUAAUUUUAGAUGAGUUACGCCAGGAAUUAUAUGCAUCAGCUUUCGAUGGUGCGUUUAGAAAGUUUCAGGAACAGAUGAAUGUAACGAAUGGCGAAAUUGAUUGCCAUGAAUCUCCUGUGAAUGCGUUUACAAGAUGCGUAAGUGAAGAAAAUUUUGGUUUGGCACAUGUUGCUACCCUUUUGCAUUGUAUUACAGUUUUAAAGAAGUUACCAGAAACAGCUGAAUUUUUAAAGGAACGAUGCGGCGAAGAAUUUUUGAAUAUCAUUAAAAAGGCGUCUAUAUUUUCAUAUGAUUAUAUUAAAAAAUCUUCGGAUAUUCCGGUACUAGAUUUACCCAGUGAACAGCAAUAUUCAUAUAUGGUCGGUUUGCUGGAAGUAAUUUUGGAUAUUUUUAGGCAGAUCUUAUUAAAUCACAAAAUGCUUUUGUGUGUUAUGAAAGAAUCAGAUGCUUUUGAAGGAUUUUAUCAGAUAGACGAUAUUUAUUCACAAAUUCAAACCGCUGUUGAACAUUUCAUAGGUCGGUAUUUAGAACUCCAGCCUUCAACAACGUCACUUCGCAGAAAUACUUCUUUCCUUUCUAAUUCUGAAAAUGUAUGCGAUUGGUCGUCGUUCUUUCUGCCGAAGAAGCAUUACGAAAAUAAACAACCUGUGCUUUUUAGCUUCAGCAAUUCCUCUCCCGAAUUGGGCUUGGACACCCAGAAAAUCCAAGGAGGAAACGAAACUAACAGGUCUGAGAAUGACUCCAGGAAAAUGACAAUGGUAUGCAAACCAGCGCUUAGAAACAUUGUUUUUAUAUUUCGUCCCCUUAAAUCUUUCAUUACGGAAAUAGAGAAAUCAUUGCAGUUGGAGCCAGGCAUAUAUUGCCCGUUACAUGUCUUUUUGUCUGACUGCGCUAGUUUAUUUUUAGAUCAAGUGAGCAGUGAAGUCAACAGAGUUUUCGGGAGUCUUUCAAAUACAAUGGAAGCGUGGAAAGUUGUAGUAAUUAAUGAAAAUUUUACAUCAAAAGCUGGUACAGAAAAACAGAUUCUAAGCAGUACUUUAAUCUUAAGUAAUUCCUUAAAAGAAUUGCAAGAUUUAAUAACUUAUCUGCCAGAUUACGCCAACCAUUUUUUACACCUUAUGCAUUAUAUAAUUUUAGAUUACAAAGAGUUAGUUCACAAAGCAUUUAAAAGUUUAAUUGGCGAAGAUCAGACCAUACUCAGCGCUUCAUGGGCCAGAGAUCCAGACAUAAGACGCCUUCUAAAAUCCUUUUCAAACUGGAAGUACAUGCAAGGUGGGGACUCAAAUGAUAUUAUAGAAUCACCGGAAGAAAUUCGUUUAAGAAAUAAAGAAGAAUCGGAAUUGCUUAUUCGAAAUCUGCAUUCGGAAGAGCUGUCUUCUUGGGAAAUUAUUAGCGAUCCCAACAAACUAACUUACCUGUCUCUUCUGCAGGAAAGUUUAGAAUGGUUUACACCCAAGAUCUUUAAUUUAAUAAAAGGUUUUGAACUUGAGGAUUCUGUCGCCGUUACUAGUGAAGAAUCGAAAGAUAUUGAUGUUGAAACUAUUUCAUUGAUAAUGAUGGGCUUGAAAAAGUUAGCUAAAGAGUACGAUGAUUUGGCGGACGUGUGUCUGCUAACACUUCAUUUAGAGGUACGAGCGCACUGCUUUUAUUACCUUCUAGCAUUCUCUGGUCGUGAUCCAGCCACAGAUUAUAGUCUUAACCAAGAAUUGGUGAAUUCUGUACAAAAUUUGUCUUCAGAUCUCUUAAAGAUAGAUGAAACGCUAAUGCCAUUUUUAUCCACAAACAAACUGAAAUAUAUAUUUGAGGGCGUUGGCGAACUGUUAGCAUCAAUUGUUAUAUUGAAUAUUGCAAAUCUGAGCAAAAUCAGCGAUAAUCUAUUCCAGAAAAUACAUCGUGCCAUUUUUAUUUUACAGUGCUGUCUGGGUAAUAUAAUACUUACUAGAGAGUUAUCAUUAGAGAGAGCUAAACAGUAUAUUGAUCUUUUGAACUUCAGUUAUAAUGAGAUACUGAAUCAGAUUGUUGAAGAAGGACCGAGGUUCCGAGAACACGAGUAUGCUUCAAUUUUUAGACUCAUAUCUUCUAAAGGAGGUGAUACGAGUCCUAACAUGUUAAAUGAUAACUUGCUAAAAUUAGCUCAGAUUUUUAAAAGAAUUUCGGUCACGAUAUAGCGUUUUUUACGUACUCUCAAUUUCUAGAAUUGGAGAAUGGUUUCCUUUGGAAUAUUUCUUCGAAUAUAAGUUCUCAAAGCGGCAAGUUGUUUUCCUUUCAAGCCUUAGAACAUUUCUUUUUCAUGACUGAUAGUUAUCCUUUGUCUGCUUAGUUUCGUUUUUCGCGUUUUUCCCUCUAACGGCGGUGGUUUGUUAUGAAAAGGAACUGAAAAUUAAAUAUCAAUUUUAGAAAACUCAUGUUAUUUGUUGAAAGUAUGGAAUGGAUUUUUCUUGCUAUUUACAUAUUUCUGAUGUAUUUUCGCUUUGUUGUGAAACACACUAAAUGUUCUAGUGUAUGUUCAACUGUUGUAUGAUAGUUAUUUUGAACUUUGAGCGAAAUUUGUGCUAUAAGAUGCAUUUUGUAAAAAUAAAACCCUUUGAACAUG
Molecule: messenger RNA, 3299 nt
Organism: Stegodyphus dumicola
Lineage: Eukaryota; Metazoa; Arthropoda; Arachnida; Araneae; Eresidae
Product: exocyst complex component 4-like
Biological process (GO): exocytosis; Golgi to plasma membrane transport; regulation of transcription by RNA polymerase II
Cellular component (GO): transcription regulator complex; growth cone membrane; chromatin
Molecular function (GO): RNA polymerase II cis-regulatory region sequence-specific DNA binding; DNA-binding transcription factor activity, RNA polymerase II-specific
Source: RefSeq, a predicted model, not a curated record